Nerophis ophidion (straightnose pipefish) is the source of this 6447-nucleotide messenger RNA. It is a transcript of the gene barx2, whose product is annotated as BARX homeobox 2. Bases 499 to 1359 code for a protein of 286 amino acids. NCBI's taxonomy places the organism in Eukaryota, Metazoa, Chordata, Actinopteri, Syngnathiformes, Syngnathidae. The record is from RefSeq and is a predicted model, not a curated record. Gene Ontology annotation, molecular function: RNA polymerase II transcription regulatory region sequence-specific DNA binding; DNA-binding transcription factor activity, RNA polymerase II-specific. Gene Ontology annotation, cellular component: nucleus. The transcript is spliced from 4 exons. Gene Ontology annotation, biological process: regulation of transcription by RNA polymerase II.
AUUUCACCUGAUUUAAAUGUAGUAAUCAUUUCAUAUUUCUCUGACUUUACAACACCUCUAGUAUUGGCUCUCAUUAGUGUCCCUAAUAAAGUACCCCAUUGUUACAAUAAAUAUCAUACCACCAAAACAAACAAAUACAAUAAAUGACACAUAAAUCCCAAUACAUUGAAAUAAUUUUGGAUGAUUUUUUUAUGCGCAAAAGUACCCAGUAAUAAAUAGGAAAAGGUGUUGAUUUAGGUGAAUGAAUGGGAGUGAUUGAGUGUCUAUUAUGGCGGAGGGCGUGUACUAAUGGAGGCGAGAGAGAUGUUUAUAAAGAAGUGGUUGUGAGUACACAUCUCAUUCACUCUUCUACUCCGCAACACAACACAUUAGAACAUUCACACAAUGAUUGUGUAGUGUCGUAACCUCUUCAUUAAUUAUUGUUUUAUAUAUGCGCAAGGUGCACUGUCUUGUAUCGACACUACCACCACCACCACCACCACCAAAGAGCGAGCCGUCAUGCAUUGCCAAGCCGAGGUGAGGCUCUCCUCCCCGGGCCAGCUGAAGGCUACCAGGCGGCGCUACAAGACCUUCAUGAUAGACGAGAUUCUCUCCAAGGAGGCUUGUGAUUACUUUGAGAAGUUCUCCCUUUACUCCGUCUGUCCGUCGCUCAUCGUGCGGCCGAAGCCUCUGCACUCUUGUUCGGGGCCCUCGCCACUUCGCGCCUACCCGCUCCUCUCCGUCAUCACGCGGCAGCCUCCCAGCCUCCCCCGGCCGCCGUCCCCGGGCGGACCCCCGCCGCACCUGCCCCUGCUGUCGCCGCAGCACAGCCGCGGCUCCGAGGCGUCGCCCUGCAGCCAGACGGCGCUCAGCGUCAGCAGCGAGUCGGAGGCGGAGCGUGGCACGCCGCGCCUCAAGAAGGCCCGUCGCAGCCGCACCAUCUUCACCGAGCUGCAGCUGAUGGGCCUGGAGAAGAAGUUCCAGAAGCAGAAGUACCUCUCCACGCCGGACAGGUUGGACUUGGCUCAGUCCCUCGGCCUCACACAGUUGCAGGUGAAGACCUGGUACCAAAACAGGCGAAUGAAGUGGAAAAAGAUGGUGCUCAAAGGAGGUCAGGAGGCGCCCACCAAGCCUAAGGGAAGACCCAAGAAGAACUCCAUCCCCACCACCGAGGAAAUCGAAGCCGAGGAGCGGCGGCUGAAGCAGGCGGAAGAAGAGCAGCUGGGGGCCGCGGCGAAAACGCAAACCACGCUUCAACCCCAGCCCGAAGACCUAAGCUCCGGCCCCCACGCCACCCCGCAAAGUCACGGUGCGGCGCGGGUGAUCGGGGAGCGAGCGGCGCCUCUCCUAAUAACCUCAGAGACUCCUGCCGAGAGCUAAACGGCAGCAGCGACACAACCAAAGACUGAUACCACCACACCUGGAAACAAAUAGUGCCUCAGGAUCGCUGUAAAGGAAAACAUGCCAUGCCUUUAAGGUCGGUUGGGACCCACAAACACGCAAUCCUUGUCCCAUGUGCUGGCUUUUUGUGCCCCUCGGAAAUAUAAACACACCACAAAGGCGCACACGUAGACAAAUGGACAAGUCGGCGUUUUGCUUGAUGGCGCCCAUGUUUUGCAGCCAAUUUUGCUCAGAUUUUACACACACCUGCAUGUAGGUCCACUAAAUUCAGCAUUUUUCGGCAAAACACCCGGAAGUUAACGCGGGAAUUUAUUUUUAUUUUUUCUACACUCUCAAAAAUAGUUGUACCAGUGCAUUACCUAAAAGGACACUGCGUGUAUCUUUUUGUAAGACACGUUUGCCACCUUUGUACCUUAUUAUUAUCACUAGUUAAACUACAAUCAGCCAAAAAUGCUUCGCCUCUCAAAUAGUUGAACGUGCCAGGCUGACGCAAACUUGUGCUUGAACGGGAGCGGUAUAGCUCAGUUGGUUGAAUGGCCGUGCCAGCAACUUGAGGGUUCCUGGUUCGAUCCCCGCUUCUGCAAUCCUCGUCCCUGCCGUUGUGUCCUUGGGCAAGACACUUUACCCACCUGCUCCCAGCGCGACACAGUCUGGUUUAAAAAUGCCAUCCAUCCAUCCAUUUUCUACCGCUUAUUCCCUUUGGGGUCGCGAGGGGCGCUAUAGCUCGGUUGGUAGAGUGGCCGUGCCAGCAACUUGAGAAUUCCAGGUUCGAUCCCCGCUUCUGCAAACCUCGUCCCUGCCGUUGUGUCCUUGGGCAAGACACUUUACCCACCUGCUCCCAGUGCGACACACUCUGGUUUAAAAAUGCCAUCCAUCCAUCCGUUUUCUACCACUUAUUCCCUUUGGGGGCGCUGGUGCAUAUCUCAGCUACAAUCGGGCGGAAAGCGGGAUACACCCUGGACAAAUCACCCACUUUGUACCUUAUUAUUAUUACCAGUUAAACUACAAUCAGCCAAAAAUGCUUCACCUCUCAAAUAGUUGAACGUGCCAGGAUGACGCAAACUUGUGCUUGAACGGGAGCGGUAUAGCUCAGUUGGUAGAGUGGCCGUGCCAGCAACUUGAGGGUUCCAGGUUCGAUCCCCGGUUCUGCAAACCUCGUCCCUGCCGUUGUGUCCUUGGGCAAGACACUUUACCCACCUGCUCCCAGCGCGACACAGUCUGGUUUAAAAAUGCCAUCCAUCCAUCCAUUUUCUACCGCUCAGUCCCUUUGGGGGCGCUGGUGCCUAUCUCAGCUACAAUCGGGCGGAAGGCGGCAUACACCCUGGACAAAUCACCAUCUUUGUACAUUAUUAUUAUCACCAGUUAAACUACAAUCAGCCAAAAAUGCUUCGCCUCUCAAAUAGUUGAACGUGCCAGGAUGACGCGAACUUGUGCUUGAACGGGAGUGGUAUAGCUCAGUUGGUAGAGUGGCCGUGCCAGCAAUUUGAGGGUUCCUGGUUCGAUCCCCGCUUCUGCAAACCUCGUCCCUGCCGUUGUGUCCUUGGGCAAGACACUUAACCCACCUGCUCCCAGUGCGACACACUCUGGUUUAAAAAUGCCAUCCAUCCAUCCAUUUCCCACCGCUUAUUCCCUUUGGGGUCACGGAAGCGCUGGUGCCUAUCUCAGCUACAAUCGGGCGGAAGGCGGGAUACACCCUGGACAAAUCACUACCUCAUUGCAGGGCCAGCACAGAUGGACAGACAACAUUCACACACUAGGGCCAAUAUAUUAAAAAUGUAACUCAGAUAUUGGGUUUCACAAUGUAAAGCGCUUUGAGUUACCAGAGAAAAGCGCUAUAUAAAUAUAAUUCACUUCACUUCAACCCUUCAUUAAAUAAGAGAAUAAAUUGAAGAUAAAACACGAUAUUUUACAAAUGAGGAGUAAAAGUUAAUAGGGUAGAGAUGAUGGCAAUAGAAAAAUGUGUUAUUUGAUUCUACAGUAGGGAAAAGAUUCAUAGGGGCCCAAUUCUUGGGUGUGUUUCACCUGGGAGGAAAACGGAGUUAACGCAGUCUGCUGAAAAUGAUGGAAAGCACCGCUCUUUAUAGCAACUGACGCUGUGGUCAAAGUUCAAAUUUGCCUCAAAACACAUCGUAAGAUAUAUAUAACACUCUACUGUCAUCUUGAUACUGCAUUCCCUAAAUUUGUCAAGAUUCAUGUGUCAGGUAAACUACUAUUAGUAUGCUUUAUCUAAAAUACUACUAUUAUUAUAUUAUGUAAAUGAGUAAAACAUAUUUUUAAUGCAGAGUACGUAAGUGCGUACUUUAUAUCACCUUUUACUCUUUUUGGUUGAUACCACAGGUGUCAAACUCAAGGCCCGGGGGCCUAUUCUGGCCCGCCACAUUUUAUGCAGCCCGCAAAAGCCUGGUAAAAAUGUGUUUCAAUAAAAUAACAUAUAUAUAUAUAUAUAUAUAUAUAUAUAUAUAUAUAUAUAUACAUAUAUAUAUAUAUAUAUAUACAAUUUUUUUUCACUAAAUGCAUUCAUUCUUUCAAUCAUAGCAGAAAAAAAUGCAUAUUUUAAACUUUAUUAUUAGCUGACCAUGACAAUUAUAUUAUUAUAUACUGUAUUGCAAAACUAUGUAUUUGAGAUAAAAACAAAUAGUUAAAUAUCUGCAUGUCAUCUUUAUCUAUGAGUUUAAAGCAAGUUAUACAUGAACAAAUCUAAUAUUCAAACGCUCAUGCAUUUCGAUUAAUCAUGAUUAAUCACAGGUUAUUACCCUGGUACAUAAUGUAAAUUAAUUUUUAAAAUGCGGCCCUCUGAAAGCAGCUAUUACUGCGAUGUGGCCCUCAAUGAAACUGAGUUUGACAGCCCUGGUUUAUAGAAAUACAUACUUCUGGCCUUGGAAAGACCACAUUUUAUACUUUGGAGAAAACAUUCUUUAAAGGGGAACAUUAUCACAAUUUCAGAAGGGUUAAAACCAAUAAAAAUCAGUUCCAAGUGGCUUAUUUUAUUUUUCGAAGUUUUUUUCCAAAUUUUACCCAUCAUGGGAUAUCCCGAAAAAAGGCUUUAAAGUGCUUGAUUUUUCUUAUCUGUAAAUCCACCGUCCAUUUUCCUGUGACGUCAUCUAGUGACGCCAAUACAAACAGCAAGAUAUAGCAACAUUAGCUCGGAUUCAGACUCGGAUUUCAGCGGCUUAAGCGAUUCAACAGAUUACGCAUGUAUUGAAGCGAAUGGUUGGAGUAUGGAGGCAGAUAGCAAAAACUAAAUUUAAGAAGAAACUGAAGCUAUUGACUGAAUAGCUAUUGAAGCUAUUCGGCGAUCGCCUUCUAACCAACGAUUGCAUCUUUUGACCAAUUUAAAUCCGUCGAUUGGUGUUUGUCUGGCAUUAAAUGUGGGUGGAGGGAAAGGCUGGAUGCAAAUAUAGCUACAAAUGUACAUACAGCUAGCCUAAAUAGCAUGUUAGCAUCAAUUAGCUGGCAGUCAUGCCGCGACCAAAUAUGUCUGAUUUGCACAUAAGUCAAUAACAUCAACACAACUCACCCUUGUGAUUUUUUGGACUUUAUCGUUGGAAAUGCAUCUGCUUUAAAUGUUGCAGGAUAUCCACACGUUUCUCUGUGCCAUGUCUGCCGUAGCAUUGCCGGUAAAAUGUGCAGACCAAACGAGGGACUUUCGCAUCUUUUGACACUGGUGCAACUUAAAUCCAUCGAUUGGUAUGUGUUUGUUUGGCAUUAAAUGUGGGUGGAGGGAAAGGCUGGAUGCAAAUAUAGCUACAAAUGAGGCAUAACGAUGCAAUAUGUACAUACAGCUAGCCUAAAUAGCAUGUCAGCAUCGAUUAGCAUGCCGUGCUAAUCGAUGCACACUCCACGGAAAUAAACGUAAUUCCGUCCCUGAUCAUGUUGUUAAACCCUCCGACAACACACCCACGACGCAUGAUGUCUCCAAGGUACGGAAAACAGUCGAAAAAACGGAAAAUAACAGAGCUGAUUUGACUCGGUGUUUGUAAUGUGUUUGAGAAAAUGGCGGAUUGAUUACCUAUGUGUGACGUCAUCGCUCCAAGAGCGAAUAAUAGAAAGGCGUUUAAUUUGCCAAAAUUCACCCAGUUAGAGUUCGGAAAUCCGUAGAAAAAAUAUAUGGUCUUUUUUCUACUACAUCAAGGUAUAUAUUGACGCUUACAUAGGUCUGGUGAUAAUGUUCCCCUUUAAAAAAAUGUCCUUAUUGGUACAGAAAUGUUCUUGUCUUUUGACUCUAUUUUUGAGAGUGUGGAGAAAUUUCAAGUCAGCAAAUAAUAGCACAGGCAAAACAGUAAAAGUGCGUGUUUCGACUUGUUUUUACCACUGUGUGUGCAUACCUCCCCCUGCCUGUUGGAGGUUGCAUUGCAGCGGUGAAGCUGUUACCUUUAGGGGGAAAAAAAACACCAUUUAUUAUUUAUUCACACAAAAAAAGUCACGCGAUAGAACAAAUAGUGUGUUGACCCGUCUCUACGCCAUAUUUAUUGUUGCAGAAUCCACCGAUCUUGCCUCACGUGAUGCUCAUGCCAAAAAUAUUAGAAAUUGCCUUACUAUGCUGUAACCAUGUAGCACUGCCAAAAACGAUAUAUCCACAUAUAACAAAUGGCUAUUGUGCCUUGUCGGUCUCAAAGGGAUGCAUUUUUUUGUGGGUGGAACAAAUACACUGUAUCAUACUGUAGAAAAUAUGUGUACAUGAUGAGCUGUAUGUGUACUGCAGUCUUUUAACUGCUGUUUGAAAAGGGAUGAUUAUAAAUAGUUUGUAUAUGUCUCAGACUUCCAGCCCUUCUCUUUGCGGUGUCAGGACGGCUCCUCUUUUCUGCCACAAAAAAAAGCCAUUAGCGACUUUUAAGUUGUCGAGAUUUCUCCCAGGAAAUAAAUCACAGCCUCUUGCCUAACAGUUGACAUUUUAAGUGUCGGACAUUCUCAGCCUGCAGGCUUUUUGUUGUUUUUUGUUUGUUAUUGUUUCUUUCCACCACUCGUGACCGACUCUGCUUUUCCUCUCCGCCUUGUAAACUUUUUGAGUUCCGUAUGCACAGAUGCAGUAUUUUUCUGAUUUGUAAAUAAAUAAAGCUUGUUUGUUGA